AACUUUCCAGUAUCCUUUGCCUUUGUCAUCGACUCUGGCCGUGAACGAUCGCAUCUAUAAUUACUACAAAGACGCCCCGAGUACAGCGCUGAUUCUCUCUCGUGGUCAUAAUCUCCUCACUGUCCUGGGAUUCCCUCUAGAAGCAAUUUUGCAAAAGUGACGAGCAAGUGCGGUUGUAUGCCAUGUCAAAUUCAGACCAAAGAGCAGAGGACAUUGCCGCACAUCGUGAGGAGAUCUACUACAGCAGCCGGUACAGUGACGAUGAGAACGAAUAUCGCCAUGUGACGCUGCCCAAACAAAUUGCGCGAUGGGUUCCGGAAGGCCGCCUAAUGUCUGAAGAGGAAUGGCGUGACCUGGGUGUGCAGCAAAGUGCAGGAUGGGAACACUACAUGAUUCAUGCUCCGGAGCCUCACAUUUUGCUCUUCCGCCGAGAGAAGGAUUAUCAGCUAAAGUAUCCCAACGGCAAGCCGAAACAGUCAACAUCAAGCACAACGACUGCAACAAAGGCCGGAGCAGUGGGCGGGUUGGCAGGCUAAUUCAAGAUGGACAGUACUCAGUUAUUGCUUGGGGUGUUUAGUUUUAUUUUUUGUAUAUAGGACAGUAGAUAUCCGUGGUGAUACAUGGCUAGGUGAUGAUGGUGGAGGACGUUUCUAAGCGUCGUUCUCUUGAUGUGGCGGUGGUUGUAAUUCGUCUGCGAAUGUGUGUACUUUAUGUCCGAGAAUAAGGUCAUUCUAUAUGUGAGCAGCUGCUGAUUCACAAAGUGAUGGGGCCUACCUCCUG
Spizellomyces punctatus DAOM BR117 is the source of this 780-nucleotide messenger RNA. Its product is annotated as cyclin-dependent kinase regulatory subunit 1. Gene Ontology annotation, biological process: regulation of mitotic cell cycle. The record is from RefSeq and is a predicted model, not a curated record. Gene Ontology annotation, cellular component: cyclin-dependent protein kinase holoenzyme complex; SCF ubiquitin ligase complex. Gene Ontology annotation, molecular function: ubiquitin binding; protein kinase binding; cyclin-dependent protein serine/threonine kinase activator activity. The transcript is spliced from 7 exons. NCBI's taxonomy places the organism in Eukaryota, Fungi, Chytridiomycota, Chytridiomycetes, Spizellomycetales, Spizellomycetaceae. Bases 183 to 536 code for a protein of 117 amino acids.